AUGACGGUGGAUACCGUUCAGCAUGCCGCGGGAGAAGCGGCCGUCGCCGAGGUGAGUCAGGCCUUCUUCGAUCCCGCGCGACGAAUAUUCGAUAACCUGGUGAUAUGCGGGUAUCGUCGCUCGCGUCUCGGGAAGUCAUUGCCCUCGAAGGAGACGCCAGACGCGGUUCCCGAGCCGCCGCCCACUUCGGAGAUUUCACGUGCUCCAAGGCGCUUCCUGCUAACAUCCGCACCUCCGCGCUCACCUCGCGCCUCCCCUUCGCCCUCUGCACAGAUCCUGACACACGGCCUGCCCGCACGUCCCGACCACGAGGCACUCGACGGCCGGACCUGCACCCUGGCCGCCGCGAUACUCCUGCUCCGGCGGUACACCGAGCGCCACGACUUCACCGCGCGCGUGUACGACAACCCACCCAGUGGAGCAGCGCCCACGGAUCCGAGCUCCCGAUUCGUCGCCACCGGCUGCGAUUGCGUCGACGUCGGCGUCUCAUUCGACGACGACGCCACCGUCGCGAAUGUGCUCGUCCAAUGCAAACGGGCCAUCGCGGAGGUCGGGACGACACUCACCACAACUCCCGACCUCCUCAUCGCGACGCUCCGUCCCGGCCGCGACCCGGAACCUGUGGCGGCGGCGCUCCUCGCCGAGCUCGAGCACAGCUGUGGUGGGGAUGGGGAAAAAUCCUCCGGCUCGCGCUUCGCGUUCCUGUUCUGCGAGAGGCAGGGCGCGCUCGCCGCGGUCGCCAACGCGCCAGCACGUGCGCGACACGACAUCAAAAGGACCGCCGGCCACCUGAACGUCCUCCUCGCCGCGCUCGGGGGACCCCAAACAGGGCCUUCGCUGCUCCGAGCGCCGGCUUGGUCCGUACCGAUUUGCUCCGCCGAAGAGACGCGUCGACUGCGUCAGUGGAACGCCGCAUCCGAUCGGCCGGGGUACCUCCCGAACCCACGUCCGUGCCCUACACACCCGGGACACCUGGAUCGAAGUGGAUCGAAGUCGUUUCCAAGCCCAAGGGCGACGACGCUUCCCGCGCGCAUAGCGGAGGCGGCGGCGGCGUCGCCGAACGCAAUCGCGGUGUCGACGGAAUCAAAAACGGGAGUCGUCGGCGCCGACGGUGCGGACGCGCGCGGCUGGACGUACCGCGAGCUGACGCGCGUCGCCGCGACGAUCGCGUCGCGUCUUCGACGUUCGAUCGGUCGCGCGGACAUUCGCGGGGAGCGCGUGGGGGUCUACCUGGAGCGGGGCCCGUACCUCGUCGCGUCACUCGUCGCGGUUCACCUGACGGGCGCCGCGUACGUGCCCCUCGAUCCGCUCUACCCCGCGGAUCGAAUCGGGGCCAUGCUGACGGACGCACGCGCGGCGGCGGUGUUGACGUCCGUAUCCGGUGGCCUGGCGAACGAGAUUGGCGCCAUCGUCGAGGCGGCGCGUCGGCAAAGCGAGAACUCCGAUGUUUUCGAACCGCCGGUUGUGUCGCUCGCGGACCUUGAGGAGGAGGUUGACGCGAACGAAGAAAGUUGCGAUUUCGGAGCCCUCGCGGCGGUGGCGCGACCUGACGACCUCGCCUACGUCAUCUUCACCUCCGGGUCCACCGGUCGGCCCAAGGGCGUGCAGGUGACCCACGCGAACUUCAUGAACUUCAUCUACUCCAUGGAGGAGAUCACCGGGGCAGACGCGAACGUCGUGUUAUGCGCGGUCACCACCGUCUGCUUCGACAUUGCCGGCUUGGAGCUCUUCCUGCCGCUUUGCGUCGGGGGUCGGACGGUUCUCGCGUCGCGAGAAACCGCCGCCGACCCGCGCGCGCUCGCGGACCUCAUCGCGCGGGAGGACGUCAACUUCAUGCAGGCCACUCCGACCACGUGGCGAACUCUGAUUCGCUCGUGCGGCGGCGGCGAGGCAGCGACCGGAGCGGACCCACCCGGAGCGGACCCACCCGGAGCGGACCCACCGCUCCGUCGAAUCACGGCACUCGUCGGCGGCGAGGCUGUCCCGGCGGAGCUCGCCGUCGACAUGAUCAACUCGACGCGCGUCGCGUUCAACGUCUACGGCCCGACGGAGACGACGGUUUGGAGCACGUGCGCCGCCAUCUCGCGUUCAAACCCGACCUCCAUCGGCAAACCGAUCGCCAACACGUCCGUCUACGUGGCGGCCGUCGCGGUGGACGAUGAAUUGAACGUUCGCGUCGAGCCGGCGCCCGUCGGCGUUGUCGGGGAGAUUUGCAUCGGCGGCGCGGGCGUGUCGCGAGGGUACGUCGGCCGCGACGCUCUCACCGCCGAAAGGUUCCCGCGCGACCCGUUCUCCGACGAUCCAAACGCGCGGUUGUACCGCACCGGCGACCUGGGCAGGCUUCGACCGGACACGCUCGAGCUCGAGUGCCUCGGGCGGCUGGACCACCAGGUGAAGAUCCGCGGCUACAGGGUCGAGCUGGGAGAGAUCGAGGCCGCGCUCGAGCAGCUCCCGACUGUGGAGCAGGCGGUGGUCGCGGUGCACGACUCGGCGAAGGCUGCCGGGGAGGAAGACGCACGGCAGCUCGUCGCGUACGUGGUGGAAGCCUCCUCCGACGACGGAUCGGACGACGCCGCCAAAGCCGACGAGGAUGGUCGAAAGAAAUCUCACGAUUCCGAUCUCACCAAAGACCUCGCCGAGGCGGAGGCGUGGGGCGCCGUGUACGACGAGGCGUACGCGGCGCGAGACGCCCUGGACGAGUCCGACCCCAGCCUCAACUUCAGCGGCUACGGGAACUCGUACACCCCCGGGCGCGUGCACCGCCCGGAGGUUGUCCGUGAGUGGGUGGAGACCAUCUGCGAGCGCAUCGCCGGGCUCCGGCCGAGGCGCGCGCUCGAGCUCGGCUGCGGAAACGGCAUGAUACUGCUUCGGAUCGCGAAGCUGUGCGAGAGGUACGUCGGCACGGACCUCUCCGCAAACGCCAUCGACUACGUCAGGGAUGUGAUCACGUCGCACCCAGACUUUAUCCUGCCCCACUGCGAGCUGGACAUCGCGGGGGCGCACGAAGCGGCCAGAUUCACGGACAAACACCUGGACACGGUGGUUUGUAACGGUGUCUCGAUGUACUUCCCCUCCGCGGACUAUCUGACGUCGGUUGUGGAGAACUCGCUGACCGCGGUCCGCCCCGGCGGGCAUUUCUUUCUCGGCGAUGUUCGGAACUUCCGGCUGCACCGCCACUUUCACGCCAGCGUCCAGCUAUUCCUCGCCGAUCCAGGUAUGACCUUCCACGACUACCGCAUCAACGUCGCGACGCAUGUUAAACACGAGAAGGAACUCCUGGUGGACCCUGUCGCGUUUCUGGCGAUGGUCAAGCGCGCCCUGUCCCCGUCUCUGUGUGACCGGGUUGUCAUUGACAUGCGCCGGGGGUACCAUCGCACCGAGUUUGGAAUGUAUCGCUACGACGUCGUGUUCAGGCGCCCCGCCGACGCGACGGACGCCCCCAAAGACGGCGGCGCGCGGUACGAUCUUGAACCGUGGGACUCUACGGUCCACUCGCUCGCCGAGAUUGAGGACAUGCUCGUCGGGGAUGCGCCCGAGUACCUCGCCUUCACCGGAGUUCCGGACGCGAGGCUGGUUCACGAGGAGGCGCUCUUGAACGAACUCGAAGACACGGCCGAUGCGCAUGCGCACGCGACCGCGGGUGCCCUUCGCGCGCAUCUCGACAAAGUCGCGGUGGCUCUGGAACGCGCGGCCGUCGAGCCCGAGGAUGUGUACCGCCUCGGUGAGAGGCUCGGGUACCGCGUCAACGCGAUGUGGACACCGGACGAGCCCACGAGGUUUGACGUGGUCUUUGCGAAAGCGUCCGCGCCCGAGCCAGAACCAGUGGCCUUUGCAUCGCUGAGACAUCGCGGUUUAGAUCAUCUCACGGUCGGCGGUGACUGCGAGGAUACCGCAGAGAUGCUCCGCGAGCUUACCAACAAGGGCGCGAGGGCAACCGCGAGCGCGGAAAAGGCACUCACCGACCUCGUCAAGAGGAAGGGUGCCGCCGAAUCGGAGAAGCCCGACGCUCCAGUCAAAACCGACGAAGAAGACGCCGCGGAGAAUUCCGUGUUUUCGAUCGUCCCGGCGGCAAAGGCGCGAGUCUUGCGCGUCGCGCUGCGCUCGAGCCUCCCCGCGUACAUGAUCCCGAGGGCCGUCGUCGGCGUGAAACCCGGCGGGUUGCCCAUGACAUCAAACGGGAAGAUCGACCGAAACGCUCUCCCGGCGCCGGCGACACUGCGUGCGAAGAGCAGCGACAUCGAGGUGGACGCCGGUAUCCGCUCGGUCGAUUACGUCGCUCCCGACGGCGACGCCGAGGAGCUCGUCUCCGCUCUCUUUGAGGAGAUUCUCUUUCCCGAGGGCUCCGGUCAGGUUGGGGCCCUUGACGACUUCUUCGACUUGGGAGGCCACUCUCUCCUCGCCAUGCAGUUCACGGGUAGGCUCGAGGCCGCGACGGGGUUCAGGCUCCAGAUGCGACAGCUCAACGACGCCCCCACGCCCAGAGCCGUCGCCUCUGCGCUGCGCAAUAUUGGGUACGAUUCAAAUGGGGCAAAUCGCGGCUCUUCGAUCGACCGCACCGACAUUCACUCCGUGGAUCGCAGACUCUCGUCCAGCCUGCCCGCGAGCGCCGCGUCGAGCAACGCGCUCACCGUCGUCGACCCGGUCUCGCUGCCUCACGCCUCAGCGGGCACCGUCAGGGUUGAUGAGAUAUUUUUCCCCACCCGGGAUGGCACGAAGCUCUCCGCCAGGCUCUGGCUCCCCGACGGCGUCGCCCUCGACGCCGACGAAUUGCGCGCGCCGGCAGUGAUCGAGAUCCUGCCCUACGGCUACGCCACCGGCACCAUCGACACCGAUGAGGCCACCUACCCUUACCUCGCGGGCAACGGUAUCGCGUGCAUCCGCGUCGACAGCAGGGGCAGCGGAAACUCGGAGGGUGUCCUCGACGACGAGUACUCUCCCCAGCAGCAGAGGGACGCGUGCGACGCGUGCGAGUGGGCCGCGGCUCAGCCGUGGUGCACGGGCGCGGUGGGCAUGAUGGGAUGCUCUUGGGGCGGCUUCAUCGCGCUGCAGGUUGCCGCACUAGCCGGGGACACCGCGGGCAAGGGCGCCGCCAGGGAGGCGCCCAGCCUCCGCGCCGUUUGCGCGGUGUGCGCCACCGACGAGCGCGCCAGCGACGACAUGCACUGGAUGGGCGGAUCGUUACUCGGCGAGAACCUCGCGUGGGGCGCGUGGCUCCUUGACUCGCUCGCCGCGCCCCCCGUGCCGGUGACGUCCUCCGUCGGCACAGCGUCGCCUGUCCGGAUCUCCUCCGGAAACAUAACCCCGUACACUGCCGACUCUGACGGGGAUGAAAACCACUCGGACAACGACCAGUCAUCGUGGGAGAGCAGGUGGGUGAGCAGGCUGGAGGAGCUCAAGCCCAUGCACGGCGAGUGGGCCUCGCUGCACCCGGAAUCUUCCAGGGGUAGAAGCUACUGGAAGGAGGGGUCUGUCGGGUCGGGGGGCAGGAACAUGAUCGCCGUGCCCGUGCUCUCCGUCGGAUGCCUUCACGGCGGAGGGUACGCUAAUUCGACCCCGAGGCUCGCUCGCGCGCUGGGUCCGAACAGGGUCAAGGCUGUCAUGGGCUCCUGGGUGCACAACUACCCCCACCUGUCGAAAUCAGGACCCGCGUUUGGCUUCCUCGCCGAGGUCUUGGACUUCUGGAGGGAGCACCUCUUCGUCCCGGGCAACCCGCUGCCGGGAUCGCCCCGGGAGAACCGACGCGACGUCCCCGGCGUGCGGGUCCACGUGCAGAGACCGCCGCUCGACGGCGGGCCGGUGACGGCGCCGGAGCGUGCGGAAGGGUACUGGGUCGCGGAGCACUCCCAAGACCACCUCGACGCCGCCGCCGACGAGGGAGCCUUCCUACUGGCGUUCACCCCCGAGGGAACGCUCGAGGCUGACCCGCGCUCCGCGAGACGCGACGAGCUCGACAUCUUCUCAGCCCCAAAGGUCAUGCGGGACACCCCGGAGAGACCCGUGGGCGUCGCGUCCGGACGCUGGUUCACCUUUGGCGACGGCGACGACCUCCCGGGCGAUCAGCGCCCGGAUGACGAGCGUUCAGUGUGCUUUGACGGCGCUCCCGUGACGGUCGAGACCGCGAUAAUCGGCGCGCCGCGGAUCACGGUCGCGUGCAGACGGGUCGGGGAGGACGCGACGACGCACAGCGGCGUCGUGGUCGCUCGUGUCUGCGCAGUUGCGCCGGACGGAUCCUCGCACAGGAUCACGUACGGCGUGUGCAACGUCUCCGCCAUGUCCUCCUCUUCACACGGGUCCGUGUCAAACUACCAGGGCGACGAGGACGAAUCCACGUUCGCGGUCACCGUCGCGUGCGACUACUGCGCCUUCUCGAUUCCCGUCGGCUGGAAGCUGAGGGUCGGACUGUCGCAGACGUACUGGCCGGUCAUCGCGCCCUCGCCCGCCGGCUUUGAGCCCCUCGCGGUUGUCGGCGGCGCGUGCGAGAUUCCGGCGCUGUCCGACGAGCACAUAGCCGAUAAGUGGUCAUACUCGGUGGACACGAUCCCGGAGCUCGAAGUUCUCGUCGCACCCCUCGCCACGCGGGGACUGCGCGGCGGCGAGGUUCGAAACGACCUGAUCGGCGCGGGAGCGAGCGCCAAGGUGAUUCGCCGCGCCGACAGCGGCGCGAGGCUGGUGCCCCUCAAGGACUCGAGGCUCAUCGUCGAGUCGCAAGCCGUCGAUGUGAGCGCGAGGAGCGGUCGCUCCCAGCGAAUCGAGCGCCGUCGCGUGAUCAAGGGACUCGCCACGAGCGGUAAAGUGUCGCCAAAGUCCGCGCUCGAUUCGAUGCACGCCUUUGGACCAGCCUCGCCCACGUCGAGGUCGUCCACGCCGGGCCUCGUCGACGCGGAGAUUGUGGUCGGCGCCGAGAUGACCGUCGUCGACGGGGCGUACAAGUUCGACACCAAGCUCGAAGCGUUCGUGACGGAAGAGAACGAAGACUCCGACACGGAAAACAGACGAUCGGUGUUCGCGCGCUCGUGGACCGAGAUUGCGCCGGCGGUUGUCACGCAAGAGUGA
Messenger RNA from Micromonas commoda, 7053 nucleotides. RefSeq lists its product with no specific name. The transcript has a single exon. Gene Ontology annotation, cellular component: cytoplasm. Lineage: Eukaryota; Viridiplantae; Chlorophyta; Mamiellophyceae; Mamiellales; Mamiellaceae. The coding region runs from base 1 to 7053 and encodes 2350 amino acids. The record is from RefSeq and is a predicted model, not a curated record. Gene Ontology annotation, biological process: secondary metabolite biosynthetic process; amino acid activation for nonribosomal peptide biosynthetic process. Gene Ontology annotation, molecular function: dipeptidyl-peptidase activity; phosphopantetheine binding.